AUGACUGUCACAUUUAUAGUCUGUCACAGCUCAAUAACAAGCAUUAGUUUUGACACUGACCACUAUGUAACAGGUAUGCAGUAUCCUGUCACUGCUACGGUGGAACUGUCUCCAGCUAAAUACAUAGAUUUUGACAUUGGGAGAUAUGUCUGUCAUCCUCCAGCCAAUGAUGAGGAAAAGCUGCGUGCGUUAAAAGAGCCUUGGACCCCACGGGAUACUUUCAAGCUUCCAGUCACUGGCAAGAAGAACCUUUCUUAUCAACGUCAUUGGACUACCAGGCACUCAAGGCUUGUGUAUUCAGACAUCAUGCAGGGAGCAUUUUGCAAAAUAUGUGUUUUACUUGGAAAAAUGCAAGGCGGCUGUGGUCAUCAGGAACUUGGAGCCUUUCUUAAGAACAGAAGAAGAUUGAAAGCUAUUGUAGAAACAAUUCUUCUCUGUGGAAGACAAGAAAUUGCCCUAAGAGGGUGCCGUGAUUCUGGAGUAGUUGGAAUAAACGAACCUGCACAUAAUGACGGUAAUUUUAGAGCGCUACUUCGUUUUCGUGCUCGAUCCGGUGAUGAAGCACUUAAGAAUCACUUACUUACGCAAAACAUCCACAGUAGAGCCAUGUAUACCUCUUCAGGAAUUCAGAAUGAAGUUAGUGAACUGUGUGGUAAUGCUAUUCAACCACAAGUACUGAAAAGGGUCAAGAAGGCAGGUUUUUUUACUGAACUGACUGACGAAACAAGAGACAUAUCACGCCAAGAACAACUAGCGUUAUGUUUACGAUAUGUAGACUGCCCAUCUGGAAAAUCGAGUAUCAUGGAGGAUUUUCUUGACUUUAUUUACGUGGAAGAUGUUUCAGCGCAAGCAUUGGGAAACACAAUCAUAACACAUCUCUUAUCUUAUAACUUGGAUAUGGACAAAUUGGUAGGGCAAGGCUUUGAUGGCGCUGCAAUAAUGAGCGGCCAAAUACGAGGCGUGAGAACAAUGAUUGCAGAACAAUAUCUGACAGCACAAUUUGUACACUGUGUGGCACAUGUUCUUAAUUUAGUUCUUGCGCAUUCGUGUGAAAUACCUAUGAUACGGAACUGUAUUGGAACAAUAAAAAGUAUAGUAAACUUUUUUCGACAGUCUCCACUUCGGGACAACCUUUUGAAGAAAAUUUCAGAUCAAACUGAGUCAUCUCAUUCAACGCUGAUCUCCCUUUGUGAGACACGAUGGACCGAAAAGCAUGUGGCUGUUGAGAGAUUUGCAGAAAUGCUUCCUGUAGUAUGCGCAAUACUUGAGGCCCUUCAAGACGCUGUUAGUAGGGAUGUCGCCACUGAAGCAUACCAACUGCAGACUGCCAUGGAAAAUAGCCAAUUUAUCAUGUCGCUUGUUAUAUUACGAAAAAUUUUUUCGUAUACAGCGAACCUGAAUAAAGCAAUGCAGAAGGUCAGUGUUGACCUGAUGAACACUUGCAGUUAUGCAAAAACAGUUAAAAGUACUUUACAAAAUAUUCGGAAUGAAAGUGAGUUCUUAGUCGUUUUCGAGCAGGCAAAGCAGAUGAGCUCAAGUGACAUAACUGUUCCAAGAACGACUGGAAGGCAAACCCAGCGCAGCAAUGUACCAGGAGAAACUGCUGAAAUAUAUUAUCGUCGAAAUGUAUUUUACCCUUUUCCUGAACAUGUGAUCACAGAACUUGAUGCUCGUUUUAAACCACAUGAAGCAACAAUCGAAGAAAUUCAGAUGCUUCUGCCUGAAAAAACCAAUAAUGACUCCAGGACAAAAGAAAAUCUUAAGAAGAUAGUGCAAACAUUUCUUGAAGUUAUUGAUCAGUGUGAUGAACUAUUUUUCCCUUCGAUAAAAAAGUUUAUUAUCAUAUUAGCCACACUCCCAGUGUCAACGCCAACCCCUGAAAGAUGUUUCUCGACUAUGAAGAGGCUAAAAACUUAUAUAAGGAAUAAAAUGGGAGCUGAAAGACUUACUGGUCUUGCUCUAAUGAGUGUUCAUCGUGAUCUGGCGCCAGCUGUACAGAAUAUUUUGGUAGACGCUUUGUCUAGGAUUCCGCAAGGAUUGAGAGAAUAUGUGGAACUCAAGGAGCAAACCUCAGAUUUCAGACUAGUACUUAUGCAUGACAAUUCUCUUAGACCUUAUUAUCUUAAAAUGGUGCAGGAACAUGCCUCAGAUACACAUCUUCCUAAAAUAAUGUUUGACAAGCUUUAA
This is a messenger RNA of Schistocerca piceifrons (Central American locust), 2187 nucleotides long. Its product is annotated as 52 kDa repressor of the inhibitor of the protein kinase-like. NCBI's taxonomy places the organism in Eukaryota, Metazoa, Arthropoda, Insecta, Orthoptera, Acrididae. Bases 1 to 2187 code for a protein of 728 amino acids. The record is from RefSeq and is a predicted model, not a curated record. Gene Ontology annotation, molecular function: protein dimerization activity. The transcript has 7 exons.